Molecule: messenger RNA, 1499 nt
Organism: Dioscorea cayenensis subsp. rotundata (Guinea yam)
Lineage: Eukaryota; Viridiplantae; Streptophyta; Magnoliopsida; Dioscoreales; Dioscoreaceae
Product: COP9 signalosome complex subunit 1
Exons: 6
Coding region: 97-1410 (437 amino acids)
Cellular component (GO): COP9 signalosome
Source: RefSeq, a predicted model, not a curated record
UUCCCCCAAAGCACCACCGCAAGCCCCGUCCUUUUCCGCUCUAGGGUUUUCGGCGCUGAAGCUCCGAAGCGGCGAACACUCUCUCCGGUACCGGCGAUGGACGGCGAGGACGAACCUAUGGGCUCCAACGGCGUGGAGGACACGGAGAAGCCGACUCCGAAACCAGCGGCCGCUCUAGGUGGGGAGCAUCUCGACGUCGAGGCUUACGCGGGUCUCUACACCGGGCGAACCAAGAUCACGCGUCUCCUAUUCAUUGCCGAUCGGUGUGGGAACGAAAGCCUGCAGUUGGAGGCCCUCCGCAUGGCCUACGACGAGAUCCGCAAGAGUGAGAACACCUGCCUCCACCGCGAGGUCGCCCAGAAGAUAGCCGGCCGCCUUGGGUCCGACUUUUUGCUUGACCAGGCUUGGGCUGAUGCUGUCGAUCGGCGGGCGGAGCUGAAGAAGGAGAAGCUUGAGAACGAGCUCAAUGGAUAUAGGACAAAUUUGAUCAAGGAAAGUAUCAGAAUGGGUUACAACGAUUUUGGAGAUUUCUACUAUUCCCAUGGCCAGCUUGGUGAUGCGUUCAAGAGUUAUGUUAGAACCCGUGAUUAUUGUACAACCUCAAAACACAUCACUCAGAUGUGUUUGAAUGUGAUCUUGGUCAGCAUUGAGUUGGGGCAAUUCAUGCAUGUCUCUAAUUAUGUUAGUAAAGCAGAGCAAACACCUGACUCACAGGACCCAGUGACAGUUGCCAAAUUAAAAUGCGCUCUGGGAUUGGCUUUCUUGGAAACUAAAAAGUAUAAGCUUGCUGCUCGAAAGUUUCUGGAAACAGGACCCGAACUGGCAAAUAACUACACUGAAGUAAUUGCACCACAAGAUGUUGGUACAUAUGGUGGACUUUGUGCAUUGGCAUCUUUUGAUCGGACAGAGUUGAAGAACAAAGUAAUUGACAAUAUCAACUUCCGAAACUUUCUGGAACUGGUCCCUGAAAUAAGGGAACUUAUUCACGAUUUCUAUGCGAGCCACUAUGCUUCAUGUCUUGGGUAUCUUGAGAGCCUCAAACAUAAUCUGUUGCUGGAUAUCCACUUAUAUGAUCAUGUGGAGAUACUCUACACCCAAAUUCGGCACAAAGCAAUUAUCCAAUAUACACAUCCAUUUAUCUCUGUCAAUCUGCUUACAAUGGCUGAUGCUUUUAAGACUACUGUUACUGGUCUGGAGAAAGAACUGGAAGCUUUGAUUACUGAAAACCAGAUUCAGGCCCGGAUAGAUUCACACAACAAAAUUCUUUAUGCAAGGCAUGCUGAUCAAAGAAAUGCAACAUUCCAACGUGUUCUACAGACUGGUGAGGAGUUCAAUAGGGAUGCCAAAGCAAUGUUGCUGAGAGCCAAUCUUCUGAAACAUGAACAGAACCUCAAGGCAUCAAGGAAAUAGCGCAGCACCAGCAAGUAGCUAUGAGAUGAGUUUUUUCUUUUCAUUUAUUUUUUUUUUUAAUUUUGUUUAGCUAAAAACGAAAAGAAAAA